ACGGGACGAAAUGUCAAUAACAAAGUUCAUUACAAAGUGAAAUAUGUUAUGAGCUUGAUUCGCUCCAAGGCGGUCGAAAUCUUGGAUGUGUUUGUACCGUCAAGGUGACGACCGUACCGUCAAGGUGACGACCGUCAAGGUGACGACUACAACGAAGGUAGCAAUGCAACCAACGUUGCGGUGGCCGCGUUUACGACAGCCCAUGCCGCCUUAUGUUGCUGACCCUGAUGCAGAAAUUGGACGACCAACUCGUGUACUACGACACUGACUCCGUCGUAUUCCUUCAUCGCCCCGGGGACAGGAAACCGGAAACAGGGAGCAUUAUGGGUGAUUGGGAUGACCAGUUGCAGGCUGGCGAAAGCCAUAUCGUGAAGUUUGCGUCAUGCGGUCCGAAGGUCUACAGCUACGAAACCGACACGGGCCGAAUCGAACUUAAGGGGAUUGCGAAAAAUGGAUGCACUGAGGAUAUCCUGGAUUUUGAUGAAAUUACAAAAUCCUCUACGGGAACGGGGAAGGCACUGGACUUUGAUGAGUUACAACGCCUUCUGGGUGGUAUCGACAGCCAUGUGCAGGUCAUCUACCCGCAUUUCAUCAAGCGGAACGGCAAGACACAGAAAAUCAGUACUGUGCAGUUAUUUAAAAAGCUGCCGAUGGUUUACGAUAUUUGCGAUCUCAUUCGCAAAGCUUCGUUUGGAAACGGCAGGGGAUUUCUGUGA
This is a messenger RNA of Paramacrobiotus metropolitanus, 716 nucleotides long. RefSeq lists its product as uncharacterized. Lineage: Eukaryota; Metazoa; Tardigrada; Eutardigrada; Parachela; Macrobiotidae. The record is from RefSeq and is a predicted model, not a curated record. The transcript has 2 exons. The coding region runs from base 213 to 716 and encodes 167 amino acids.